Molecule: messenger RNA, 413 nt
Organism: Strongylus vulgaris
Lineage: Eukaryota; Metazoa; Nematoda; Chromadorea; Rhabditida; Strongylidae
Source: the annotation of a GenBank genome assembly
AUGAAUAUACCAGAGGACCUUUAUGGUGUAAGUAGAAAGUCUUCGAUGAGCCUUAGUCGCCGUAGCUAUGCUGGUGCCGAUGAAAUAGACGAAGACGACAGCGAAAGGGAAAGAAAUGAGAUUUAUGCUCAAAUUGGGCAGACAAAUUUCUUUACAUAUUCGUUGAGCGCCCUAAACCUCCUUCCACAACAUAGGCCAUCAGGAUUCCCAGAACUCAAGCUGAAUUUUUCUGAUAUCAUGUCGGAGCUAUUUUCUGUACAUCUACCUGUUUGGGGCUGUGUUGCAUCGUUCUACAUUGUGCUCUUGGAGCUAUUUGGUGUGCAUUUCGGUAAGUUCUUUAUUACAUUAUAUUACUUUAUUAUUUCUCCUCAAGCUUUAUAUGACUUUUUUUUUUGUUUUGCGCGGCGAUAGUG